Messenger RNA from Funneliformis geosporum, 357 nucleotides. The record is from the annotation of a GenBank genome assembly. Lineage: Eukaryota; Fungi; Glomeromycota; Glomeromycetes; Glomerales; Glomeraceae.
AAUACGAUUAAAGCCCUAGUGGGCAAAGCAGUUGAAACUAAAUUAAAUGAAUUAGAAACCAUUAAUCAAGAACUUAACCAAAAGAAAGCCGCCGUUAAAAAAGUUGAAGAUGCUAUUUGGCACUUGCAAGGAGUAGAAAGAGAAAAAGCCCAUGCCAAGGAUAAUAUUUACAAAAUCAAAAUCGGCACGGCUGAAUCAGAAACUACCGAAGAACAAAUAAUAAACACAGUCGCCCGAACAGUAAAAGCCUUUGAAAAGGUAGAUAUUGCCGACUUCACCGCCAAAUAUAAUGCUAAGCAAAGCGAUGCUACCAAAAGAAAAAAAAUUAAUGAUACCCUAACUUAUAUCCAAAAUUGA